AACGACGAAUUUGUCGUUCCAAAUAGCAUUCUUGUAUUAUCGGAAAACGAUAAGAUUGCAGUUAUUCCACCACUUAGCGGAGGAUAAUGGAGAUACUAAAGAAUUUUGUCAAGCUGCAACAAGAGGAAUUAAAUAUUGCAGAAAUCAUGGAACUAGUGACAUUUCCUAACUGUGGAGCAAUAUCUAAUUUUAUUGGAAUUACUCGAGAUAAUUUUGAAAAUAAAAAGGUAAUUAAACUGGAAUAUGAAGCUUAUGAAUCAAUGGCUUUAAAAGAAAUGAUUAAUAUUUGUAACAAAAUUCGUUCACAAUGGGACGUAGAAGGCAUCGCUAUAUAUCAUCGUAUUGGAGAAGUACCAAUAUCCAAAGCAAGCGUUGUAAUUGCAGUUUCCUCUUCCCAUAGAGAGCAAUCACUGAAGGCAGUAGAAUAUGCUAUUAAUGCGUUAAAAGCAUCAGUACCCAUUUGGAAAAAAGAAGUAUACGAAACAGGAGAACCACAAUGGAAACAAAAUAAAGAAUGUAAAUGGAUGAAUACUUUGAAAGAGGAAGAAGCUCAGAUGGCUUCAGAUAUAAAUGAAAAAGUACCAAAUAAAGAUGUUGUCGAUCCAAACCUUGUACAAAUUCGAGCAAAUUCAGAAGAAUUAAAUCGUAGAAUAGAAUCAUUCAUCGAAAGAAAACGCCAACAUGUAAAUACUGUGAAUGUUCAAGAAUUUUGCCGUUACAGUACAUAUACAUAACUGAUAUAAUUACAAGCUGAAAUUAUUGUAACUAAUUGCUAUAAAUAAUAUAUCUACAGU
This is a messenger RNA of Mycetomoellerius zeteki, 794 nucleotides long. RefSeq names its product Molybdenum cofactor synthesis 2B (gene Mocs2B). NCBI's taxonomy places the organism in Eukaryota, Metazoa, Arthropoda, Insecta, Hymenoptera, Formicidae. The record is from RefSeq and is a predicted model, not a curated record. Gene Ontology annotation, molecular function: molybdopterin synthase activity. The coding region runs from base 87 to 734 and encodes 215 amino acids. The transcript is spliced from 5 exons. Gene Ontology annotation, cellular component: cytosol; molybdopterin synthase complex. Gene Ontology annotation, biological process: Mo-molybdopterin cofactor biosynthetic process.